This is a messenger RNA of Cottoperca gobio, 6164 nucleotides long. It is a transcript of the gene plekhh2, whose product is annotated as pleckstrin homology domain containing, family H (with MyTH4 domain) member 2. Lineage: Eukaryota; Metazoa; Chordata; Actinopteri; Perciformes; Bovichtidae. Gene Ontology annotation, cellular component: cytoplasm; cytoskeleton. Gene Ontology annotation, molecular function: actin binding. Gene Ontology annotation, biological process: negative regulation of actin filament depolymerization. The record is from RefSeq and is a predicted model, not a curated record.
CACAAGAGAAAUUCACCGUUUUACUCAUGAAUUAGGAUUUUCAUCGCGGGAAUAACAAGAAAAGUAUAGACACAAUAGUCGAAAUGGCGUGAAGUCACUCGUAUAGUUUAUAUCCACAAAUAUUCUGAAAGAGGGUCGGGCAGAAUGGCGGAGGGGGAGGAGGCCAUGAGCCAGGAGGACUGGAAGGAGAAGUGUCUGGUCCUGGAGGCGCUGCUCAUGAAGUUCAGAGUGCAGAUCAUCAAGAUUCGCGAACUCACCGCUGACAAGAUUCAACAGUUGGAGACGCAGGUGAUCGAUGCAGAGAAAAGGGCCUUCACCGCUCACCAGCAGGUGCAGUGGAUGGAAGAGAAGCUGAAAGCUCCAGACAGUCAGUCCGGAGACUCCGAGGUACGUUUGUUCCAGCGGUGCCAGGAGCUGCAGGCCUUGGUGCAGGAGAAGGAGGAUGUCAUCGGACAGCUGGAGCAGCAGCUGGAGGAGCAGAAACAGAUCCGCCUUCAGGACUCCAAAACAGUGGAGGAGAAAGCAGCCAAGAUCAAGGAAUGGGUGAUGCUUAAGUUGUCAGAGUUUGAGGUGGAGAACGCGGCGUUAAGAGAAAGCAACAAGCAACGAGAGGCUCAGAUUGUGGAGUUACAGAAACAAGUGCAGGCCUUUGAGCAGAAGUGUGGUGGUGGACGAGGAGUCCUGUGCAGACCAGGGGAGGCCCAGCGUCUCAGCAGCCUGACGUUUGGCUGCUUCCAGGUUAGGGGGAAGAGCCCCCAGGUCCUUACUGGACCGGCCCCCUGCCAGAGGACCCUCAGCACCCAGCCAGAGACCGAGGGCAGAGAAAUAACUGAGAACAGUAGUAAGCAGGCAGCCUCCUCAUGGACAAACGGUGAAGUCCGGACGCCUGACCACACUGGACAUCUGGAGGGGGACAGUGCAUCUGAAAGCCUGGGUGAGCACGCACAUGGACCCGAGUCUCGUGGCGUCUCCUCCGUGCUCUCCAGCGCUGCGUCAGAGGGGGAGGGAGGUGGAGGAGGAGGAGUGUGCGGCCUGGAGUUCAGCCGCCCCGGCAGUGAGACCUACCUGACUGCUUCGGACGACAGCAGCUCUCUGUUUGACGAUGACAUGCAGCGUGCUGAGCGGCCCCGCUUCAGCCUGCUGGGCUCAUCAGAUGGGACGCAGGGAGGGUGUAAGGACGAGGAGCAGGAUGAGGGACAAGGGAAAAACAGGAAGGACUGCACCUCUGAGGAGCUCAACAAACGUUUUCAGUCACAGAGACUUGACUCCUCGUCCUCUUCCAGCGAACCUAACACCCCCAGCCCCGUCCUGACGCCAGCCCUCACCCCUAAACGACCCAACCCACCCCAGGACCCGAGGGACAUCCCCACCUCUCCCAAACAGCCCCGGCUGCGAAACCCAGCAAGCUUCGGAUUGAUGAAUGUGGCCAAGAAACACCUGAGCCAGCCACCAAUCAGCAGCGAGGCAGCACACGGACAAACACGUAACGCUCUCAGCAUGCUGCGCCCCCUCCGGCCACAGGAAACUGACCUCGACCAGGAGCAGGAAGUCGCCAUGGAGACGGGCCGGGACAUGCCUGAUCCAUCUGAACCUGGAACAGAGAUCAUCCCAGGGCAAGACUAUGACAGCUCAGCACCCCCGACACCCCCUUUACACAGGCUGCCCUCCUGGGAGAGUCGCAUCUAUGCUGUGGCUAAAUCAGGGAUCCGACUGUCUGAGACGUCCUGCACAGACCCUGCUAGCAAAGACCCCUCCCUCCAGUCCUCCUAUCCUGCCUUUGUGAUGUACACAUCCCUCAUCUAUAAAAACAUGACUACUCCAGUUUACACUACUCUGAAGGGGAAAGCCACCCUGCUGAGCAGCAGUCCGUUCUCAGACGAGUCGUCCAGCUCCGAGGAGUCCUCGAGCUCAGGAGAGGAGGACGGCUCCCUCUGCAGCUCCCACACCUCCUCCAGCUCCCGCAAGGAUAGCAGACCAGGCAGCCCGCGCUCUCUCAAGAGAGCUGUUUCCAUGUCUUCAAUGACAUCAGAGAGCGACUAUGCCAUCCCUCCUGAUGCCUACUCCACCGACACAGAGUGCUCUGAACCAGAGCAAAAACUGCCCAAAACCUGCUCUUCAGCCAGCGACAACGGCAAGAGUGAACCAAUGGAGAAGUCAGGCUACCUGUUGAAAAUGGUGAAGACCUGGAAGAAAACUUGGAAGAGACGCUGGUUUGUCCUCAAAGACGGAGAGCUGCUCUACUACAACUCACCUAGUGAUGUGAUCAGGAAACCUCAGGGUCAGAUUGAGGUCAAUGCCACCAGCAGCAUUGCCCGUGGAGAUGGAAAACAAGUCCUCCAGGUAGUGACAGGGAAGCGUGUGUACUACCUGAAGGCUGACUCCCCCAACCUGCUGGAGGAGUGGCUCAGGGUGCUGCAGAGCGUGCUCAGGCUGAAAGCUGCCAGUCCUCUCUUCACCCAGCCAGAUAUUCGUCCGGGAAUGAAGGGACUGCUCAUUAAGGUGAAGCACGGCUACUCUAAGCGAGUUUGGUGUGCGCUGAUUGGCAAAACCUUGUACUACUUCCGGAGCCAAGAGGACAAGUUCCCCCUGGGUCAGAUUAAGCUGUGGGAGGCCAAGGUGGAGGAGGUGGACAGGUCAAGAGAUUCAGGUGACGACCUGAAGGCAUGUGGGCGGGGCUUACAGGCGGCAUCUUUUACCAUCGCCGUCCACCCACAAGAGCAAGGGCCGACCUAUCUGCUCAUCGAGUCCCGCCACGAAAAGGACUCGUGGCUCUACCAUCUGUCUGUGGCAGCGGGCACCACAGUGGGUAAAGUCGGCACUGAGUUCGAACAACUGGUGGGAAAACUUUUCCAACAGGAUGGAGAUCCAAACUCUCAGAUCUGGAGACAGCCCAUGUUGUGUUUCAGUAAAGAAGCUCUGUUGUCUCCUCUCACCACCCUGCCCUCACAAGCUCUGCAGACAGAGGCCGUUAAACUCUUUAAGACUUGUCAGCUUUUCAUCAACGUAGCCAUCGAUGCUCCGGCCAUCGACUACCACGUCUCGCUGGCCCAGAGUGCAUUGCAGGUGUGUCUGGCCCAUCCCGAGCUUCAGAAUGAGUUCUUCUGCCAGCUCAUUAAACAGACCCGCCGGAGGCAGCCACAUGGACACCCAGGACCCCUGCAGGGUUGGCAGUUUCUAGCCUUGUGUGUGGGACUGUUUCUGCCUCAGCACCCGUUCCUCUGGCUGCUUCAGGUUCACCUCAAAAGACACGGAGACUCCAGGACUGAGGUGGGUAAGUAUGCCAUCUACUGCCAGCGCUCUCUGGAGCGGACCCAGCAGAAGGGCGAGAGGCAGGCCAGGCCGUCCCGUAUGGAGAUCCUGUCCAUCCUCCUGAGGAAUCCCUACCAUCACUCUCUGCCCUUCAGCGUGCCUGUUCAUUUCCUCAACAACACCUACCAGGUGGUAAGCUUCGAUGCUUCGACCACAGUGGAUGAGUUCCAGUGUCGCCUCAACCAGGACACCGGCAUACGGAAAACGGGGCUGUCAGGGUUCAGCUUGUUCACUGAUGACCCUACUGGACGAGAACUGGAACACUGUCUGCAAGGAAGCAUCAAGAUUUGUGACAUUAUCUCUAAAUGGGAGCAAGCCUCUAAGGAGCAACACACUGGCAAGUCUGAAAACACCAGGACUGUCCGCCUCACCUACAAGAACAGGCUGUACUUCUCUCUCCAGGUCAGAGGGGAGUCAGAGAGGGAGAGGCUGCUGCUGGCUUACCAGACAAAUGAGGCUAUCGUAGCGGGACACUUCCCUGUCAACAAGGAACUGUCUCUGGAAAUGGCUGCCCUGCUGGCCCAGGUGGAGUUCGGAGACUUUGAGCGUCCCUUCUCUGCUCCUGGAUCAGCCCAGACCAAGUCUAACCAAACCCUCAAACAGGUUCUGGACAGAUUUUACCCCAAACAUUACCGCAGGACCACGUCUGAGGAGCAGCUCAGACAACUGUUGCAGCGUCUCUCUGCCCGCUGGGCCUCCCUCAGGGGUCGAAGUUCCUCCGAGUGUGUCAGGAUCUACCUGACCGUUGCCAGGAAGUGGCCUUUCUUUGGUGCCAGGUUAUUUGAGACAAAGUCCAACACUCCCUCUGCAGAGCCGGCUGCCCAUGUUUGGCUGGCAGUGCAUGAAGAUGGUAUCAGUGUUCUGGAGCACAACUCUGUCAAGCCGCUGGUGUCCCACCCAUACAAGAACCUGAUGACGUUCGGGGGCUGCAAACAGGACUUCAUGCUGGUUGUGGGACAGAGCAUCGGCGCCAACGCCAGCAAAGACAAACCUACAGAGAAACAUCUGUUUGUUAUGGACGCCUCCAAGAUAAGGGAGCUCACCCUCCUCAUCUCCAGUUACAUCAACAGUGCUCAUCAGCAGAAGGCUGCGGCCCACCACCUCUCUGCCCCGGCUCUGAUGGUGGCCCAGCCCAUCAGCCUGAAGAGCAAAGAGCUGAGGAGCAUAUCUCCACCAGCACUGGGACGCCCCAGCAAGACCCCCACGCUGCUGUGACGCUGCAAACAUAUCACGCCCUGAGAAAGAGUUUUACUGAGAUGCCUUUUUUACCUUGUUUGAAUUUCAAAAUGAAGGAUUUUGUUUUACAGUUGCAUUAUUACACAGCUCUUCUUUCUUAUCGGUCUGAACCUGUAGAUUUGACUCUAUGGCCCGGAUUCAUUUCUGGUACGUGACUACCUCCCUAAAGCAUGGGUGCUCCAUCCAGAUGAGUUGGGACUCGUCUCCCUCCACUGUUUGGUAUAACUUGAUGUCACUGAUAUCAUCAAACAGGAUUUCUGGAAGUUGGUGUCCUUCAUUUUAAGCAGUGAACUCCUAAAAGGUGACUUAUGGACCUGCAGCAGUGAGCUGUUAUGGGUACAAAGGUGUCCUGCGAACAAGAUGCUUUGCUUAACAUUCUCCAAGGACAUUCUUUGUCUCUGUGAUGAAUGUGUGGCUUUUAAGUGCCGACUCCAAAGAGGAAAAAGUCAACACUAUUUAUUGACAGACUUAACUAGAGUUCUAAUGUCUCAUUAUUAAUCUAAGUGUGCUGUGCGGUUUAUUUCCUUUUGUAAAGAUGCUCUUUGAAGUCAAUUAUUGUAUUCCCAUCUUAAAAAAACAGAAGAGGCAAUGAUGCUUUGUUAAGGGAUAAUUAAGAGGGUGUUUUUGUAUCUUUUCCCUUCUUCCUGCAGGGCACAAUAACGCUACCAGGAGCUAAAAGCCUUACAGUGAUACCACGGUUGUAUAAUGAAGGAUACAGAACAAUAUGAUGAAAGCAGGAGGCAAGACUGCAACUGCAGUGAAAAAUGUUUUGUGUGUCCUGUUUGCAGUGCGAUAGAGUGACGAGCCGUUGGUUGUGGCGGGAGAGUUUAUAACAGGACACCAGUUUGGACCCUGUGUGCUCUUAGUUACUGAAUAGCCAGGAGAGUGGUGGAACUUUAAUCAUGGACAAAUACUUUGAGUCUUUCUGGUGCAGUGCAUAACUGAAAUCAGCUAGAUGCUCCCACUCUGUAUUUAACGUAGCAUCGUGUAGAGCAGUAACGCAGGGUAGUGGUUAAAUAAGAGGAAGAUGGUAAGAGAAUGUGACAAGUGAGGAAACAGGUUGGUGAGAAUGUAAUGCAGAUGCUGGAAUAAAGGAGAAGUACACUUCCCUUUUCAGUAUAUGACGGUAUUUUAACCUCCUAAAGCCUAGCUUACACACACUGAGGAAAAGCUGCAUUUGUACCAAACACUACAUAGAGCUCCAAAACUCUUACAACCUUUCACAUUGAACAAAUACUAAUUCCCUUGUUGACUAGAGUUAUUCAACAAAACUCACAUUUUCCAAAAAUGUCAAACAUGCUCACAGAGAUGAUGCAGGAGGAAAGGGUAGGUUCCCCUGAGUCAUACGAUGUACAACCCUUGUUAGUGACUGAACGAAUACGUUCAGUUCAUUAGCACGAUAGAAAACUACGUCCUGCCGUUUCUUUGUCUAUGUAGGCUUUAGAGGGAAGCAACAGGUUCAGAUAUAGUGACCCAUGUACUCCAAAGAGAAACGGGUACUCUCCCAGUAUCAUCUGAAGCCUGUCAGGUAUUAUAUUUAUUUAUCAUAAAAAUAAUCAUCCUUGGAAUAAGUCUUAGAAUUAUUGUACAUGUCUGAUGCUUAAAUAAACUAAAUUACA